AUUCAACUUCAAACGGGCAAACCGCGCGUUCGCUAUUUCGCUUGAUUUUGAUUUCGAAUUUUGAUCUCUUAAAUAUCACAAAUAUUAAUUGCUAUAUAGCAGAGCUAAACGCGUUCUUAAUAUAAGUGUGUUUUGUCUUUUUGGGGUUUGGGGGUACAAAAUAACUAAAAAUUUCUGUUGCUGUUUUGCGUCGUAAGUUUAUGUUUUGUAUGGGUUGCUGUUGUUGUUGUUGUUGUUGCUGGUGCUUUCAUUUUGCAGCAAGCUGCUGCCAGUACAUACACACACCACAUCUAUACAUACAUGCGUACAUAUAUGUACAUAUGUAUGUAUAUAAGUAAGUGUGUUUACUGUUACUGUCGUCCGUUGCUGGUUUUUAUUUUUUUCAAUGCAUGACUGCGCGCCGCAAUGUUGAGAAAAGCUUUUCCUCAACUGUAUGGCAUAAAAGUUAGCGCGACGCGGCAAUAACAAAUAUAUACACGAAAAAAUGAAAGAAAUAACAACAAUUAACUGUAGCGGCAGAGCGGCCAGCCAGCUGUGAUGGUAUUGGUGAGCAUGAACGAGCAAACGUCGUUGUCGUUGUUGUCGUCUCGCACACCAAAUCUUUGACUCACUCGCACUCACACAAACACAUACACACUCACAUAUAAGCUUGCAAAAAGUGUAUGAAAAAAGUCAGCCGCUGCAAAAAUUGUUGUUAAGACAAAUAAACAAAAAUAAGUAAAAAGAAAUUCGCAAGUUUGUUGCUCGAAUGUAAUAGUGUGCGUGUGCGUGUGUCUGAUGAGCGACAGAGUAAAAGAGAGAGAUAGCAAAUGGCAGAGAGCAAAAGUUACUUUAUCCCGGUAACGAUCUGGCAACACCAACAACAACAUCAGCAGCAAAAAGCAAAAGAAAUUGCGUUGCGGCAAUGGCAACAAUUUGCAGCAAUAAGCUUGAAAAUUAUCGCGUUAAAAAUGUUCAUGUGUCUGAUACAGCAGCAACAACAUCAAUAAUAAUAAUAAUCGACAAUUCAAAACUGAAAGAAAGCAAAAGGAAUUAUUAAAUAAAACCGCCACGGGCUUUAAGUGAAGAAAAAAAUCCAAUCGAGCGGAAUAAUUUGAAACUCUUUUAAUGUGUGACAAAUAUGAAUUAAGAAUUCAACCAACUAAUUUAACUACAACAAAUCCAAAUCGAAGAAAAACACUAUCAGCAAUACAAAAUAAUUCAAAAAAAGAGCGAACGACUUGUCGCUGAUAGGUAAAUCCAUAUAAAGCGCCGCAUCAGCUGCAAUUGUGCGAUAAGCUGUCUCUGUCAGUGGCUAUAGAAGAAACGCCUCAAGCUGACGCCGACACCGACUAAAAUGUCAACGGAGCGGGAGCUGGCGGGCGGACCAGCUCAGCUCCAUACGCUGCCGUUGACAUUUCAGCCCGAUUUGGGAACUGCGCUGCAGCUGAACUCCGUUGGCAUCAUUGGCAAGGCAUUUGAGUCACAGUGGACCACUCCCUCGCCCACGCGGCCUCAGAGCCCCUCUCAGGCGCAGACUAGCUUCGACACGCUCACAUCACCACCAGCGCCCGGUUCUUCGGUAAAUCCCACCGCUGUCACCAGCCCCAGUGCUCAGAAUGUGGCUGCCGGCGGUGCCACAGUUGGUGGCGCUGCUGCUGCAGCUGCGGCACAGGUUGCCUCUGCUCUGGGCUCCACCGGCAGCGUGUCGGCGGCAAUUGCCGCUGCAUCGCCCACCACUCAACCGGAUAUGCCGGUGUUUACGUGUCCACGACGACCGAAUCUGGGCCGGGAAGGCAGACCGAUUGUGCUGCGGGCGAAUCACUUUCAAGUGACGAUGCCGCGAGGAUUUGUGCAUCAUUACGAUAUUAACAUACAGCCGGAUAAAUGUCCACGCAAGGUGAAUCGCGAGAUUAUCGAGACAAUGGUGCAUGCCUAUAGCAAGAUCUUUGGAGUGCUCAAGCCCGUAUUCGAUGGUCGCAACAAUUUAUACACUCGCGAUCCGCUGCCCAUUGGCAACGAGCGUCUGGAGCUGGAGGUGACAUUGCCCGGGGAGGGUAAGGAUCGCAUCUUUCGUGUGACGAUCAAAUGGCAGGCGCAAGUGUCGCUCUUCAAUCUGGAGGAGGCACUGGAGGGUCGGACACGUCAAAUACCCUAUGAUGCCAUACUGGCCCUUGAUGUGGUUAUGCGCCAUUUGCCCAGCAUGACAUACACGCCGGUUGGACGCAGUUUCUUCAGCUCACCCGAUGGCUAUUAUCAUCCAUUGGGUGGCGGUCGUGAGGUUUGGUUCGGUUUCCAUCAGAGUGUAAGGCCCUCGCAAUGGAAGAUGAUGCUCAACAUUGACGUUUCGGCCACCGCUUUCUACAAGGCACAGCCUGUCAUUGACUUUAUGUGCGAGGUGCUGGACAUACGCGACAUUAACGAGCAGCGUAAACCGCUCACCGACUCCCAACGCGUCAAGUUCACCAAGGAGAUCAAGGGGCUCAAGAUCGAGAUCACACACUGCGGCCAAAUGCGUCGCAAAUAUCGUGUUUGCAAUGUAACACGUCGUCCUGCUCAAAUGCAAUCCUUCCCGCUGCAGUUGGAGAAUGGCCAGACCGUGGAAUGCACCGUAGCCAAGUACUUUUUGGAUAAGUAUCGCAUGAAGCUGCGUUAUCCACAUCUGCCAUGUCUGCAGGUGGGUCAGGAGCACAAGCACACAUAUUUGCCGCUAGAGGUGUGCAACAUUGUGGCCGGACAGCGUUGCAUCAAGAAGCUCACCGAUAUGCAGACCUCGACCAUGAUCAAGGCCACCGCACGCUCGGCGCCAGAUCGCGAACGUGAGAUCAACAAUCUGGUGAAGCGUGCCGACUUCAAUAACGAUUCAUAUGUGCAGGAGUUUGGUUUAACCAUCUCCAAUUCCAUGAUGGAGGUGCGCGGUCGAGUGUUGCCACCGCCAAAGCUUCAGUAUGGGGGACGCGUCUCGGGCAUUGCCGGACAACAGCUGUUCCCGCCACAAAACAAGGUCAGUCUGGCGUCGCCCAAUCAGGGUGUCUGGGAUAUGCGUGGCAAGCAGUUCUUCACCGGCGUGGAGAUCCGGAUCUGGGCCAUCGCCUGUUUUGCCCCACAGCGCACAGUGCGCGAGGACGCGUUGCGUAAUUUCACACAGCAGCUGCAAAAGAUCUCCAACGAUGCUGGGAUGCCGAUAAUCGGUCAGCCCUGUUUCUGCAAAUAUGCCACCGGUCCGGAUCAGGUGGAGCCAAUGUUCCGGUAUCUAAAGAUUACGUUCCCGGGACUGCAAUUGGUUGUGGUCGUGCUGCCGGGCAAGACGCCAGUUUAUGCGGAGGUUAAACGUGUGGGCGACACGGUGCUGGGCAUGGCCACGCAGUGUGUGCAGGCCAAGAAUGUGAACAAGACCUCGCCACAGACACUCUCCAAUCUCUGUCUCAAGAUCAAUGUGAAACUGGGCGGCAUUAACUCCAUAUUGGUGCCAUCGAUACGGCCAAAGGUCUUCAAUGAGCCCGUCAUCUUUUUGGGCGCCGAUGUAACCCAUCCGCCCGCUGGCGACAACAAGAAACCAUCGAUAGCUGCUGUUGUUGGCUCAAUGGAUGCGCAUCCAUCACGCUAUGCGGCCACCGUGCGUGUCCAGCAGCAUCGCCAGGAGAUCAUCCAGGAGCUGAGCAGCAUGGUGCGUGAGUUGCUCAUUAUGUUCUACAAAUCCACCGGCGGUUACAAGCCGCACCGUAUCAUUCUCUAUCGUGAUGGCGUCUCCGAGGGACAAUUUCCCCAUGUGCUGCAACACGAGUUGACCGCCAUACGUGAGGCAUGCAUCAAAUUGGAGCCAGAAUACAGGCCGGGUAUUACAUUCAUUGUGGUGCAGAAGCGACAUCACACACGGCUCUUCUGUGCGGAGAAGAAGGAGCAGAGUGGCAAAUCGGGUAACAUUCCCGCCGGCACCACCGUGGACGUUGGCAUCACCCAUCCCACGGAAUUUGAUUUCUAUCUGUGCAGCCAUCAGGGUAUUCAGGGCACCAGUCGUCCCUCGCAUUACCAUGUCCUCUGGGAUGACAAUCACUUUGAUUCCGAUGAGCUGCAAUGCCUCACCUAUCAACUGUGCCACACCUACGUGCGAUGCACCCGCUCUGUCAGCAUACCAGCGCCAGCUUAUUAUGCCCAUUUGGUUGCCUUCCGUGCCAGAUAUCAUUUGGUUGAGAAGGAGCAUGAUUCCGGCGAAGGAUCGCAUCAGAGCGGCUCAUCCGAGGAUCGCACGCCAGGAGCCAUGGCCAGGGCCAUAACGGUUCAUGCCGACACCAAAAAGGUCAUGUACUUUGCCUAAAAAGUAUAAAACAAAAGCGUCACCAAAAACAACACACAAAACACAGCAACAACAACAACAAUUAAAUUUCGAAAAUGAAUUCGAAUAAGCAGCAAAAAAACAACAACAAAUUACAAAACAAAAAGAAACACGAAAAAAGCCAAGCCGAAAGCAUUAGAGAUUAAGUUUAAACAAUGUAGUGUUUAAGUUAAAGGUAGUAAGAAAUGCAGAUGAAGAAGAGCAAGACGGAAUGCCAGUAAAAACACACACACAUACACACACACACCCACACCCACAGCUGAAUAUAAAAGGGGAAUCGAAUGCUAAAGCACAAGUGAAAAAGAAAUUCUCAAAAAAGCGUAGUGAAACAAAUAAAAAUAUUACUAAAGGGAACAAAACGAAAGUCAAACAAAAAAACAAACAACAACAACAACUGCAACACACAUUUACGAUGAAACUUUUUGUAAUAGAAUAAAUUAUAUUUUUACACAAACUUAAAAGAAUAGAAGAAAAAAAAACACAAAAAAUGAAGACAAGAAUUGCAUAUAACCAAAGGUUUUUAGUAUAUCAAAAAAAAACGAAAGAAAAACAAUUGAAACAUGUUGCUGACGUUGCAAUACACACACAAACACACACACACAAUAACAACAACAAGAACAACUUUGAUUCUCUGUACUGUGAACGAAAACCACCAACAACAUGCAUAAGGUAAAAUAACAACAAAAUGACAAACAACAACAACAACAACCAGCUUGACAAGCAUUAAAGAGUGUAAUAAUAAUUAGCAUGUAUUAUUAAUAACAAAAAAAAGAACUUCAAUACUUCAACUCAAAGUCCAGAUUAUUAAAAGAAAUUUUAAGGAGAGAAUUGUAAAACUUUUUAGUAUACAUAAGUUGAAAAGAAUUACCAAAAACAAAACAAACAAACAAUAAGUGAAAGAAAUCCAGAAAGAUUAAGAAAUAAAACUCCAAUUUCAACAAGGGAUAAAACUUUUGGUCAUACAAUUGCUAGUUAUAUUUAUACAUAAAUAUAUAUAUUUAGGCGACUUAUUUGUAACUAUAUAUUGUGUGCAGAACAAGAGAUAAACUAACAAUAACAACAAAAAACAAAAGAAAAGUUAAUAUAAUUUAAAAAUGCAAGAACAGACAGAUUUCAGUUAAAGCAAAAGUCAAUAAAGUGAGUUUUAGUUUUUAAGUUUAAGGUAAAUGAUUUGAGACAAACACACGUAGACUCACACACACACACACAGAAACACAUACAUACACACACACACACACACGGCAUAUCAACCCAAUGUCCAAUUAAUUUAUGUACCUUUAAAUUAGCUCAAGCUUAAGUUGCUUAAUUUUUAAUAUUAAUUCUAAUUAUUGAAGUCUUAACAAUAAUAUUACGUGGUGUACGGGUCAUAAACAAAAUGAAAACUAUAUUAAAUUCUAUUUAGUUAAAACAGGCAGCAAUUACCCAA
Molecule: messenger RNA, 5738 nt
Organism: Drosophila innubila
Lineage: Eukaryota; Metazoa; Arthropoda; Insecta; Diptera; Drosophilidae
Gene: AGO1
Product: protein argonaute-2
Exons: 7
Coding region: 1337-4294 (985 amino acids)
Molecular function (GO): protein binding; RNA binding
Source: RefSeq, a predicted model, not a curated record